CAGCAGCAGAAGCAGCAGCAGAAGCAGCAGCAGAAAACAGACCAGCAACGACAGCAGAGAAGGAACAAGGAAGAGCAGCAGCAGCAGCAGCAACAGCAACAAGAGCAGUGGCAUCAGCAGCAGCAAGUGCCUGAAGCAGCAGCAGCAGCAGCAGCAGCAGCAGCAGCAACAGCAGCAACAGCAACGAGUUCCGAAGUAGCGGGACCUCCAACAGCAGUGCUGGCCAUGCUACCUAGAAAAAGCAGCAGCAGCAGUAUGAGCGACAGAAAAGAGCAGCAGCAGCAGCAAGAAAAGCUGCAGCAGCAAGAAAAGCAGCAGCAGCAGCAGCAGCAGCAGCAGCAGCAGCAGCAGAAGCAGCUGACCGCAUGCGCGGCUCUGGAGAAGACCCUUUUGUGGGACGACAGCAGCAGGCUUGGGGCCGCCGCUGCUGCUGCUGCUGCUGCUGCUGCUGCUGCUGCACCACAGAGAAGCAGAGUGCAGCGCAUGCCCCGGAGCAUUUGUCUGAGACCCUUCAAUCAUCCAAAAAGAAGGAGGCAGCAGCCACAGCUCCUUCCGGGAGUGCCACUGCAGCUGCAGCAAGUCGAAAAACCAGCAGUCCGACAGUCUGCAGCAGCAGCAGCAGCAGCAGCAGCAGCAGCAGCAGCAGCAGCAGAUUUGUAUUGGCCUUUGGCUGAGUGA
This is a messenger RNA of Eimeria necatrix, 678 nucleotides long. RefSeq lists its product as hypothetical. Lineage: Eukaryota; Apicomplexa; Conoidasida; Eucoccidiorida; Eimeriidae. The annotation marks the transcript as partial. The record is from RefSeq and is a predicted model, not a curated record. The transcript is spliced from 3 exons.